GAUUUGUAGAGCUCUACAUUAGCACUGGAGACAGACUGACUGAACACAUGCUCCUUGGACAGGACAAGAAAGAGGAGAAUCAGCAAAAUGAGUGAAAAUCAAGAGGGCAAGGAAGAUGUAAAAUCCUGCUGCCAACAGUGUGAACAAAUUCAACGUGACUGCAAGGAAAGGAUUGCUGAGAUGCAAGCUGAAUGCGACAAGAAACUUGGAGGGGCAAGCAAAUGCUCUACGGAAAACAAAGACGUAGAAUCCAGGGACCAGCAGUGUGAAAAAACUCUCCGUGAUGGCCAGGAAAGGAUUACUGAGACAAGAGCUGACUGCAAUGAAAAGCUUGAGGAGGCAAAAACACACAAUGAAGACAAAGAAGUGAAAUCCAGCUGCCAACAGUGUGAACAAAUUAAACAUGACUGGAUGAAAAAGGUUUGUCUCCAAAAAUGAAUUAUGAAUGUUCACAGAAUUUGUGUUUAUAUUUUGCUUUACAUUGUGAAUCUGUAGUCUGAAGUGAUGUUACCAAAAUAAUCAUUUAUGAUGAUUUAAACACAGGAUUGCUGAGAUACAAGCUGAAUGUGACAAGAAACUUGAAGAGGCAAGCAAGGAAGACGUAAAAUCCUGCUGCCAACAGUGUGAACAAAUUCAACAUGACUGCAAGGAAAGGAUUGCUGAGAUGCAAGCUGUAUGCGACAAGAAACUUGGAGGGGCAAGUAUGACUGAGAUGGACAUUUUUUACAAAGGCCGACUUGAAGAGACAAGAUGUGCCCUGAAACAAACACAGGAAGAAUUUAAAUCAUUCAAAGACAGGGUGGCACAAGGCCUUGGUCUCUCAAUAAAGACAGGAGACACUGAGAGUAUGAACAACCCAGUCAGCAAAAUGAAACUUAAACAGAUGUAUGAUAAUUUGAGAAUUACAAAAUGGCCAAAAAUGAGAGGAAAUCUGAAUUCAAACAAAAUGAAUGAAGAAUUUGCCAGAGCUUUAAUUCAGAAAAUGUUUGAAGACUCGAAAAAGCAAAUGGAGAAGAACAAGAAGCUGAUAAUGGAAAUGUGUGGGCUGGAUGAGAACAGUAAAGGACCAACACCUCAGAGGGUUACACAAUACACACAGUUAACAAUUCAAAAUCUUCAGCUGGCUCUGUUCUAUAGCAGAAAAGAAGAUGUUCAGACUCCUUUUCCUGAAUAUAAAGGUGAAAACCCCCAGGAUGUGAUGGUGACUUUCAGACAUCUGGCUGCUGAGUGCUACUGGUUGGGCUGUUUGAUGGCUUUAAACAAUCCUCCUCUUGAACCUUGCCGGAAGUGUGAUGAUGAACUGAACCCUUCGGAAAUUUUCCCACGUCACAUUGAAUCGGCCUGUGAAAUGGAACCAAUGGAGCAAUGACAAAGUGAAUCUGCCUGGUUUAGGUGACCAGCACUAUUGCUAUUGAUUUCAAAUAAUGCUAAAAAAGAAAUAAUGCUUUUUGCUCUCACAUUAGGUUACAGCACAGAGACAUUUAGUUUACUGCUUUAUUUUACUUUAGCUUAGAGACUGGAAAUAGGAAACCAUCUAGCCUGUAUAAAAACAGAAAUGUAAAAAUUCUUUAUUAUUAUAUAUUAUUAUUAUAUAAUUUAUUCUCUUCCCAUAUGCGUUACAAUUAGUUAUUUUUGCACUUUGAUUCAACAACUGAGAUAUACUGUGUUAAAUAAUAGGCUGCAAAGGUGAUGGUAGGUGCAUUUUAUCACCUUCUGACAGAAUGAGACAAGCUGUUUAUCCCUAUUUACAGUUGUUAUGCUAUGCUAAUUUACCUGCCUUCUAACUGCAGCCUCAUAUUUACUGUACAGAUACAACAACAGCAUCAGACUGUCAGGAAGAAAGCAGAUUAGCAUGCCUCUCUCAACAUUUAAUACCUGUGAUAGUUAAUUUGUGUAUAGUGCUAUAACCACACAGCUACCAAUAUUCUAUUUCAUAAAAAGUGAAUCAAACAGUCUUAUAGUGCCAGUUUGAUAUAUUUUACACUUUUUUAAAGAAAAAAUGUUAGAAGUUAUUUCUGAAAACAUUUACAAAUAUGAUUAAUGUUUCUGUUUUAUUUAUUUUUAUCAUUUAUAACAUAAUGCAGACUUAUUGCUAAAUCAUAAGUGGAUAGGUAGAUGGUGUUCUGUAAUAUUACUAUUAUUAUCAUUAAAGUUACAGUUUUUACUACAUCUGUAGUGUCAAAAGUAAUUAUUACUCUAAAGGUUUUGCCAGAGUAUCUUCUUGUCUUCUCAGAUUGUCACUACAGAGGUACAACCUUCAAACAAUCACACAGACUCUGUGAUAAAUAAAUAAUUUACUGGAUAUAAACAUUUCCCAUCAAUCUCAGACAUGUCUUUUAGUCUUUUAAAAUCAGUGAUAUGAACUCAUGACCUAUGUCAAAUACAGUUUAUAUCAGAAGUUAGGGGCAUGUCUUAUGAUCUCACUAUUGUAUUUUAUCAGAG
Messenger RNA from Lates calcarifer (barramundi perch), 2442 nucleotides. RefSeq lists its product as uncharacterized. The transcript is spliced from 14 exons. The coding region runs from base 665 to 1369 and encodes 234 amino acids. Lineage: Eukaryota; Metazoa; Chordata; Actinopteri; Centropomidae. The record is from RefSeq and is a predicted model, not a curated record.